This is a messenger RNA of Jaculus jaculus (lesser Egyptian jerboa), 1620 nucleotides long. Its product is annotated as flavin-containing monooxygenase 5-like. Gene Ontology annotation, molecular function: N,N-dimethylaniline monooxygenase activity; flavin adenine dinucleotide binding; NADP binding. NCBI's taxonomy places the organism in Eukaryota, Metazoa, Chordata, Mammalia, Rodentia, Dipodidae. The transcript has 8 exons. The coding region runs from base 1 to 1620 and encodes 539 amino acids. The record is from RefSeq and is a predicted model, not a curated record.
AUGGAAGUAAAAAAGAUUGCAGUGAUUGGUGCUGGGGUCAGCGGUUUGGGUGCCAUGAAAAGCUGCUUGGAGGAGGGACUUGAGCCUAUGUGUUUUGAAAAGAGCAAUGACAUUGGAGGGCUGUGGCGCUAUGAGGAGGCACCAGAAAGUGGGAGUCCUGGGAUUUACAAAUCUUUGACCUGCAACACUUCCAAGGAGAUGACCGCCUUCAGUGACUACCCUGUCCCUGACCACUACCCCAACUAUAUGCACAACUCCAGAAUGAUGGAGUAUCUCAGGAUGUACGCCAGGCACUUUGGGCUUAUGAACCAUAUUCAGUUCCAGACAAAAGUGUGCAGCGUGAGGAAGCGACCUGAUUUCUCAUCCUCCGGCCAGUGGGAUGUUGUGGUAGAAUCUGGUGGGAAGCAGAAAACCUACAUCUUUGAUGGGGUCAUGGUAUGCAGUGGUCACUACACUGAAAAGUAUUUGCCCUUACAGGAUUUUACAGGGAUCCAGAGGUUCCAAGGCAGGUAUCUCCACAGCUGGGAGUACAAACACCCAGACAGCUUUGUGGGGAAGAGAGUGCUUGUGAUUGGCAUCGGGAAUUCUGGAGCAGAUGUGGCUGGAGAGAUCAGUCGUGUUGCUGAACAGGUCUUCCUCAGCACGAGGCGAGGGGCCUGGAUAUGGAACCGGGUUUGGGAUAAUGGGAAUCCCAUGGAUAUCACACUCUUCACCCGAUACAACAGAGCCAUCCAAAAGUUAUACCCCACAUUCCUGAUCAACAGAUUGGCAGAAAAUAAAUUAAACUCAAGGUUUAACCAUGCCAAUUAUGGCCUACAGGCUACACACAGAUUUCUCAGCCAUCAGUCUACCAUCAGCGAUGACCUGCCAAAUCACAUAAUCAGUGGAAAAGUGAUGGUGAAGCCAAACGUGAAGGAGUUCACUGAGACGACGGCCAUCUUUGAGGAUGACACUGAAGAGAACAUUGAUGCUGUUGUCUUUGCCACAGGCUACACGUUGUCAUUCCCUUUCUUGGCCGAUGACUCAGCAAUCCUGGACAGCCAGCACACCAUGUUUAAAUUUGUUUUCCCUCCUCAGCUAGAGAAGCCAACUCUAGCUUUCAUUGGCAUCCUGCAACCAGUAGGUGCCACGAUUCCCACAUCUGAGCUCCAAAGCCGAUGGGCUGUGCGUGUAUUUGCAGGUCUGAAAAAGUUACCCUCAGAGAGUGACAUGAUGUCUAACAUCAACAGAAGGAAAGAGAAAAUGGCGAAUGAGUUUAUAAAAAGCCCAAGAGAUAUACAUCGAGUGCAGUAUAUUGACUACAUGGAUGAAAUUGCUUCUGAGAUAGGAGUCAAACCCAACCUGUUCUCUCUCCUCCUCUGGGAUACAAAGCUGGCCAUGGAGAUUUUCUAUGGGCCUUGCACCCCAUACCAGUUCCGCCUCCAGGGUCCAGGGAAAUGGGCUGGGGCUCGGUCAGCCAUUCUCUCUCAGAGACACAGGAUCCUCAAACCCCUGAGGACUCGUGUGCUCCAACAUGCUGGGGCUUCCUCUUCUAGUCUCUUUUGGGUCAAAAGUAUCUUUACUAUCAUCAUGUUUUUCAUUGUUCCUAUAUUAGUUAUAAUGCAAAUAAUAUACAAUUAA